Messenger RNA from Cottoperca gobio, 2175 nucleotides. RefSeq names its product coagulation factor X. Gene Ontology annotation, cellular component: extracellular region. The transcript is spliced from 10 exons. NCBI's taxonomy places the organism in Eukaryota, Metazoa, Chordata, Actinopteri, Perciformes, Bovichtidae. Gene Ontology annotation, biological process: blood coagulation; proteolysis. The record is from RefSeq and is a predicted model, not a curated record. The coding region runs from base 1 to 1449 and encodes 482 amino acids. Gene Ontology annotation, molecular function: calcium ion binding; serine-type endopeptidase activity.
AUGCUGCUGGCUCUCUGCACUCUGCUCUGCGUCUCUGCACUGAUCCAGUGUUCAGUGUUCCUGGACCAGCCGGCGGCGGCUCACGUCCUUGGCUCAACCUCCAGGAGGCGGAGAGCCAACUCUUUCUUCCUGGAGGAGAUGUUACCUGGAGACCUGGAGAGGGAGUGUCAGGAGGAGGUCUGCUCGCAGGAGGAGGCGGCCGAGAUCUUCCAGUCCACCGAGAAGACGUUGGAGUUCUGGUACAAAUACACAAAUCUGAACCCCUGUCGGACCAACCCCUGUCGGAACGGAGGGAUGUGCACUCUGGACCGAGGACACUUCCUGUGUCUCUGUUCCCCGCAGUACCACGGAAAGACCUGCGACUCAGUGGUGUUGGAGUGUCGCUAUAGAAACGGCGGCUGUGUGCAGUUCUGCAGAGACCUGCCGGGCGGAGUCGGAGUUCAGUGUGGCUGCGCUGAUGGAUUCAAGCUGGAGCUGGACGGACAAAGCUGCUCCAAGAGAGUGUUGUUCCCGUGCGGUCGACAGCACAGAGACUUGUUGUCUUACACAAGGCGCUCUGAGGAGUUCAACUUCACCACCACAUUGGACCACAACAGCACCGACAGCUGGGAGCCGAGACUGAACUUCACGGAGACAGAGGAGGAGCUGAUGACUGUGAACACAACGUCUGGACAGGGAGGGCGAAACGAGACGGAGCUGAGGGAGGAGGGGGUGACUUCUCGUAUCGUGGGGGGGAACCUGGAGAAACCAGGAGGGAGUCCCUGGCAGGUUCUGCUCCGCAGGUCUGAUGGUUACGGUUUCUGUGGAGGGACUCUGGUCUCUGAUCGUUGGGUGGUCUCUGCUGCACACUGCCUCGAGGAGACCGUGCAUCACGUCACUAUAGGUGAUAUUGAUAAGCGGCGUCCUGAUCGAGGUGAGCAGCUGAUAAAGGUGCAGAAGGUUUUCGUCCAUCCUCACUUUCACUCAUUCACAUUCGACAGCGACAUCGCUCUGCUCUACCUCGCCUGGCCCGUCGCCAGGAGCCCCACCGCUGCCCCCGCCUGCCUCCCCGACCACCACCUGUCCUCAUACCUGCUGCAGGAGGAUAACCGCGGUAUGGUAACGGGCUGGGGGCUAACUCGCCACCUGGGCAGGUCGUCCCGCUUCCUCAGGAAGGUGACACUACCCGUGGUCAGCUACAGAGAUUGCACCGCCUCCACUGAACAGGUGAUCACAGACAACAUGUUCUGUGCAGGUUACCUGGACGUCAGCAUGGACGCCUGCAGCGGGGACAGCGGAGGACCCUUUGUGGUGAACUACAGAGGCACCUGGUUCCUGACUGGAGUGGUCAGCUGGGGGGAGAGAUGUGCUGCCAAGGGCAAGUACGGAGUUUACACCAGACUGGGGAACUUCCUGAACUGGAUCAGAGACACCAUGGAGAGACUGGACCUCAACGGCACAGAGAGCUGAGAACCAGUUUACACUUUAGAGCUAAAAGCAAAACGAGCCAAACGAACACAUUCCCAGUUUAACAGGAGACGUCGAUGUGUCAGGUAGCUGUGAUCUGAUUAGCUGUUCGGAGGCACCUGCAUGUUUCACACCUGAGCUGUAGUGGAUAUCAGUGUUUCCCGCAAGUUCAUAAACUAGUUCCAGCAACCGUAUAUUAGGGCCAUUGUUGGUAAAAAAUAAAUAAAUUACAAAACUGGGGGAGGGAGGUAAUAUUCUGUUAGAAAACUCUGAAUUUAGGAGAAGAAAACGUUCUCUGAGAUUAAAGUGGUAAAUUCACGAAAUGUUCUCAAUAUCUGUAAAAAAGAGAAAACAUUUUUGUAAAAAUGUUCUUGUGAAUACAUUUGAAAAAAAAUUCUUGACGGACAUUGUUGGUUGAAAUCUAUUAGUACGAGUUUACAGGGAGUAUUUUAGUUUUUCUUCUAUAUUGCGAUAUUGACCCUGAUACAUCGUAAGCUCUUCUCUGAUUUCUGUUUUUGUUCACGUUUUAGGUUCGUUAAGUCUUACAUUUCUACACUGAUUGUUAUCAGAAUGAUAAUUUGUUGUAUUUUACAGUUAAAGUAGAACGUCUGUAAAAGAAUGUAAAAUACAGAAACUUGUUUAUUUCAGUUCAUUAAUAAAAAUGUUCAUAUAAUUCAUACAUAGGAGUAUAAAAUAAAAUGACAUAAUGUAUAAGAUACAUUUCAGUGC